AUGUGGAUUUUACCUCUUGUCGGCUAUGUCGGAACCCUGCUGGGCUUCUGCUUUUUGACGCUCGCUAUUGCAUCGGGUCUUUAUUACCUGUCGGAACUUGUCGAGGAACAUAGCGUCAUCGCGAAGCGCUUCCUGACGCGUCUUAUCUACAGUGUUAUUGUCAUUCAGACGAUACUCUGGCUGGUUGAUGGGUUCCCUUUCUGGGCUACGAUCCUGACGAUCGUUUCCCAUGUCGUCUACUUGGGCAACAUGCGACGCUUCCCUUUUGUGAAGCUGUCUGAUCCCUUGUUCCUGGCGUCGUGUGUUCUCGUCCUGGUCAACCAUUACGUUUGGUUCCGACACUUCUCGGAUACACAGUCGCGCGCAUACCAGCGUACCUCGUACUACGACAAGGCCGACGUGCCAAGCUUCGCGCAAAUCGCGUCGUACUUUGGGCUUUGUGUGUGGCUUGUGCCCUUCGCGCUCUUCGUUAGUCUGUCUGCUGGCGACAACGUCCUUCCUACAAUGGGCACCGAGCCUGUCCAUGGGCUUGAUGGAAGAGGCAAGCCUCAGGGCAUGAUCAAGGCUCUUGUUGCUCAGGUCAGCGGAGCGAUCGGUCAGAUCUUCGGAUCGAACUCAUCUCCUGGUCUUACUCGGCCGUAA
This is a messenger RNA of Fusarium sp. VM40, 642 nucleotides long. Lineage: Eukaryota; Fungi; Ascomycota; Sordariomycetes; Hypocreales; Nectriaceae. The record is from the annotation of a GenBank genome assembly.